CCCUCCCCCAACCCCUUCUCCACUGACUCCUCUCCUCUCAGCCUAUGGUUCGGCUGGGAUCAACCUGCUUCCGCCAUCACCUGGGGCUCCAAGCGCGCUGGAUCCAGCUCACCUUCCCCUGCCGCUGACUCCUCACAAGCUGCUGCUGACUCAUCACGAGCUGCUGCUGACUCAUCGCAAGCUGGCGCCAGCACGGGCACAAGCAUACACACAGAAGUGGGAGGCGGAGCAAUGGAUGAGGCAGACACAGCAGGUGAAGACACCAAGCCAUUCCUGCAUGGAGUAG
Molecule: messenger RNA, 286 nt
Organism: Closterium sp. Yama58-4
Lineage: Eukaryota; Viridiplantae; Streptophyta; Zygnematophyceae; Desmidiales; Closteriaceae
Source: the annotation of a GenBank genome assembly